UCGACCGGAAUCCACCCAACUUCUACUUCCUACUUGGAAACACCGCCGCAGCUUUCUGCGCCUUUUACGCACGUUGACCCCCCCCGCGGCACCUCGGACGCUCCGGUCCGGUUCUGGAGGUUCAUUCUCUCACUUGGGCGGGUUCAAUGACGUAAUCACGUGAUGUUUAUCUGGGACCAUUAAUCACCGGGACAGGCUCCGCGCGCCGCCACUCAGCUUUGGAGGAGUUCCCGGACCACCGGGGGGACCAGCGCGGUGCGCCCCUGGAGAUUUACGGCCGCGGUCGAGUCCUGACACGGGGUCGUUAAUCAUCAGAGCCCCGCUGGCCCCGGUGCCGAGCAGUGCCGCUGCAUCUCCUGGUCCUGAUCCCUCCGCCGGGACCCGCUGCUGAACUGGCUCAUCCGGACCCAACACGCCACCUCGUCCUGAAGCCGAUGGCAGCCUUCAUCCUCACCCUCCUCUUCCUCCUCAGCGAGCUGGACGGGAUUCGGCCUGAUGUCAAUCCAUCCAGAGACCCGACAGGUAGGUGAAGAGCCCAUGUGUUACGACUGGGGAGAAUCCAGCGAAGGUAAUGUCUCGGUCCUGGAUGGGGAGGCUGGUUGGCUGUCCUGCCCUCUUUUCUCUCAUCCCUCCGUCUACAACUACACCUCCACCCAGAGCGCCGGACACAAUCUGUUCUGGUACCGAAUCCUGGAGGGCCAGGACCUGGAGCAGCCAAUCACAUACAGCUCGCGCCUCAGCAAAGAGCGAGAGAGGCUGUGGCUGCAGCCGGCGGCCGCCAGCGACGGAGGACUCUACAUCUGCAUGCUGCGAAACAAGUCAUCCUGCAGUAAGAUCGCCAUGCGUCUGAAGGUGCUCUACCGCCAUGGCGGCACGGUGAACGACACCAACUGUGAACCUCCGGUUGCCGUGGCAGCGACUCACGUCUACAUCCCCCUGCAGCAGGGGAAGAACCUGGACUGUCCAGAUCUGGAGGACGCGUCCAAGAUGUCAGAGAGCCAACCGAGCGUCACCUGGUCCCACGUGAGAUUGAACAGCUUGUCUCGGAGUUGCAGUCGGUAUCCGUUCUGGAACAGUGAGCGGGAGCAGCGAGGACCCAGUCUGCGGUUUCACGUCAUGCUGGAUUCGUAUCAGGGUCUGUAUUACUGCAUCGUCCAGUACCAGCGAAGAGGCCGGACCCUCCAGUUCACCAGGAGCAUCAACGUCUCUGCAAUCUAUCCCACCAAUGUGUCCAAGAAAGCCAGCAUCCUCAACCCCACCAAAGACCAGGUCUUCACCGUCAAAUCAGACUCCGAGGUCCGUCUGGUGUGCAGAGCUCUGUUUCCCUUCAUCCAACACAACCCUGACAGGGAGAUGUGGUGGACGGUGGACGGGAAGAUGCUGGAAAAACUCCCCGAUCAUCACCGAUUCUCCCAAAGUUUCAGAGUGGUGAAGAAUGAUUUCAAGGACCAGACCGUGGAGAGCGUCCUGCUGGUCCAGGACUUCCAGUCGGAGGACCUGAAGCGGGAGUUUAACUGCUCCGUGAGGAACAAGAUCAGCUUCGAGACCCGCAGAGCUCAGCUGGAGGAAGAAGUGUCGCUGCCGUCCGUGGAGCUGGGCUGCGGUCUGGGUGUCACCCUGGUGCUCAUGCUGCUUCUCUUCGUGGUUUAUCAUGUCUUCUGGUUGGAGCUGCUGCUGCUGUACCGCUCCUGGUUCGGCACCGACGAGCGACACACAGAUGAAAAGGAGUACGACGUGUACAUCUCUUACGCAAGGAACAGCGAGGAGGAGCAGUUUGUUCUGUCCACGCUUCGCAGCGUUCUGGAGAAUGAGCUUGGAUACUCGGUGUGCAUCUUUGACAGAGACAGUCUACCUGGCGGGACCAUCACAGAUGAGACUCUGAGUUUCGUGGCUCGUAGCCGGCGGCUCCUGGUGGUUGUUAGUCCUGGCUAUGCCUCCCAGGGCUCCCAAGCCCUGCUGGAGCUGAAGGCCGGCAUCGACGGCAUGGCACUAGGGGGACACCUGCAGGUGAUCCUAGUCCAGUACAAGCCAGUCCAGAGGCAGGGCUGGGUCAGGGAGCUCAGGAGGGCCCGGGUAGCUCUGGUGGUGGUUCGAUGGCAGGGGGACAAGUCCAGGGAGCUGACGUCCCGCUUCUGGAAGAGGCUGAGGUUGGAGUUACCAGUGAGAAAGGUUAGCAGUGGGUCGAGCAGCAGGGACGUGGCUCUGAUGAGGCUCACCAGUCAGAACAGUACGAACUCCCAAACGGGCCUCAUCAGUAACACUGUGAAAGAGCCGCAGAAAGUCUUCAACUCUGCAGCGUAGCCACAAUGGAUGGAGUGAAACCUGCACACAGUUGAUUUUUCAAAGAAAGUUUUUAUCUCAGAAGAAAUUAAACAAGGUUUCAGUUGAGGAUUGGGAGAAAUUAUAUCCAAAGCAGGGUUUCAGAUUCAGUUAGAAAGCCACAGAGUCAGACUGGAAGUCCACAACCAUGCUACCAGCUAUGCUAGUAGUCAUGCUAGUAGUUUGAUUACUUCAUGAGUUGAAACAUUAUGUUACAUCACAUAUUUUUGGACAAAUUUGGUUUGGUUCUUGUCCCCACGACCGCAACAUACAAACAUAAAGUCCUAACAGCUUUUUUUUAGAGGUACCAGACUAGUCUGGAAGUCAGUUAGAAAACCAAAGAGUCACAAUGAAGUGUGCCGUUUGAAGAUAAUAGUUGUUGACAUGUUAAUAGAAUAAGGCGGAUUUCACAGCCAUCUGUCCACUCAAAAACUGUUUUUUUCUUCAGAAAAAAAAUCAUCAAACAAGGUUUGGAAUUAAUCACAAAAUAGGGUUUCAGAAUCAGUUAGAAAACCACGGUAAAACCGGAAGCCUACAGCCCUGCUAGUAGCUAUGCUAGUAGCCAAGCUAGCAGUUUGGUUGUUUCAUAAGUUGAGACAUUAUGUUAGAGUAAAUCACACAUCACUUUUCUUGGACUAAUUAGAUUUGGUUCUCGUCUGAACCAACACGAAAUCGAAUUGGGGAGGUACCAGGCUAGUCUGAAGUUUAAGAAGUACUUUGCUGCAGUUAAGAUGAGAGAAAACCAUGAUCUGUACCACCAGCUGGAAGCCAUAUUGAGUCAAGUCUCUCAGCUGUUCUCCAUGUGGUUACACCAUGUGGUGUUUUGGUGGGAUUACCGGUAGAACUGUCAAUCAUCUGCAUAGCCGUUAUACAAGAAGUCUGUUGUCAUAGUUCAUAUGAAUUAUAUAUGUUGGGGUAUUCUGUUAGCUUGGCUUAACAAUUAACAACAUUUAUAUGUGAGCUUUGCAAGUCAGGGAACUCUAACCUUGUAGGUCGCUUCGAUUUACCACCCUUUCAGGUCAUUAGAGGACAAAAAUGUCCUCUCCUAAAAACUGCUAUAUGGAAAAUUAAAACAGUGACAUCAUGUCAUCAUUAAAAGUUUAAUAUAAUUUAAAUAUAACAUAUCUGGUACUUUUUAUUAGGACUGAAGAUGAUUAAGAGAUUAAGAAAAGAUAUUAAAAAUAUUGAUCUGUAAUGUUUUUAUAAAUCACGUGUGGUUUUUGGAGAUGACGUUUGUCCUCUAAUGACCCAAAAGGGUAAUAAAUUUUUCUCAGGUGUCCUUUUCACCUUUAGGAAAAGCUUAAAUUGGGAUUUUAAAGUUCUUCAAGAGAAAUACUUUCUUGGCCCAUUUUGAAGUAACACAACCACAUUAGAGGCCAUCAGUUGAAGGAAAAAUGUCCUAAAGCAACAAGAAAGUCCAUAAUGGCCUACAUAAGAUAAAAGGAAAAGGUACAGUUUAGUCAAGAGAUGAUACCAGGAGGGAAAACUCUGGAAAGGAACGAUGAAGCAGUCAGAAUGUCUCAGAUUAAUUCCAUUAACUCUUGUUAAACUCAGCCUCAGCAUUAUUUGUUCUUAUAAACACCUUUUUUUAUAUCGUAAAUAAUUUUCAUUCUCACGCUAUCUGAUUAUAAAGUAGCUGCUCUAUAUUUUCCAUUAAUGCUUUAAAGAGUCCAGUCACAGUGUUUUGUAUUCUGGCUGAACUGGUGCUAAAUGUUUUGAGAUGUUUAUGUAAUAAAACAGAGAAUUUCAGCCUGCUCUAGCCAGAUUGGUGGAUUCACGAAUGGUUCCA
This is a messenger RNA of Melanotaenia boesemani (Boeseman's rainbowfish), 4108 nucleotides long. RefSeq names its product interleukin-1 receptor accessory protein. The record is from RefSeq and is a predicted model, not a curated record. Gene Ontology annotation, biological process: signal transduction. The coding region runs from base 496 to 2301 and encodes 601 amino acids. The transcript has 12 exons. Lineage: Eukaryota; Metazoa; Chordata; Actinopteri; Atheriniformes; Melanotaeniidae.